CCCUCUCUCUCUCUUUGAGGCGGAGAACAAAGAACGAGAAGACGCCAUGGACCGGAUGAAGCCCAACGCCGCCAACAGCUGCCCGCUGACUCCUCUGUGCUUCCUCGAGCGUACCGCCACCGUCUACGGUAAUUGCCCCUCCGUCAUCUAUCGCCGCACCGUCUUCACCUGGUCUCAGACCCUCCGACGCUGCCUCCGCCUCGCCUCUUCCCUCUCCUCCCUCGGCAUCUCCCGCGGCGACGUCGUAUGGCCUCCAUCCGAUCCCAUUCCCAUCCAGAGGUCUCCGUGCUGGCCCCGAACGUGCCGGCCAUGUACGAGAUGCACUUCGGCGUCCCGAUGAGCGGCGCCGUCCUCAACACCAUCAACCUCCGCCUCGACGCCCGCACCAUCUCCGUCCUCCUCCGCCACAGCGGCUCCAAGCUCAUCUUCGUCGAUCCCCAGUCCCUUCCCCUGCUCUACGACGCCCUCUGCCUCCUCCCCCACUCCCACCAACCCCCCCGUGUGGUCCCCAUCGAGGACCCCUACGAAGAGAACGCCAAUAGCUCCGUACUUUCAGCCGCCGUCGGUGGCCUCACCUAUGAGAAAUUGAUCGAGAUGGGCGACCCGGAGUUCAAGUGGGUCCGCCCAAAGAGCGAGUGGGACCCCAUGGUCCUCAACUACACGUCCGGCACCACCUCCGCCCCUAAAGGCGUCGUCCACUGUCAUCGCGGUCUCUACAUCGUCACCGUCGACUCCCUCAUCGACUGGUCCGUCCCCAAGCGCCCCGUCUAUCUCUGGACCCUCCCCAUGUUCCACGCCAACGGCUGGAGCUACCCCUGGGGCAUCGCUGCGGCCGGCGGCACCAACGUCUGCCUCCGCCGCUUCGACGCCGCCACCAUCUACGCCGCCCUCGCCACCCACCGCGUGACCCACAUGUGCGGUGCCCCCGUGGUCCUCAACAUGCUCGCCAACGCCCCGGACUCCGCCCGCAAGCCCCUACCCGGCACGGUCCGGAUCCUCACAGCCGGCGCUCCGCCACCAGCAGCGGUGCUCCACCGAGUGGAGGCGCUCGGUUUCUCUGUUGGUCACGGGUACGGGCUCACCGAGACAGGCGGAAUGGCGUUGUCCUGCGCGUGGAAGGUGGAGUGGGACCGGCUGCCGGCGGCGGAGCGGGCCAGACUCAAAGCGCGACAAGGGGUUCGAACUUUGGCCAUGACGGAUAUCGACGUCAUCGACAGAGCCACCGGGCGGAGCGUGAGGCGAGACGGUGCUACCAUGGGAGAGAUAGUUCUCCGCGGCGGGUAUGUGAUGCUCGGUUACUUAAAAGACGAAGAGGGGACUAGCCGGGCGGUGCGGCCGGACGGGUGGUUCUACACGGGUGACGUGGGGGUGAUGCAUUCAGACGGGUACGUGGAGAUCAAGGACCGGUCCAAGGACGUGAUCAUAAGCGGCGGCGAGAAUGUGAGCUCGGUGGAGGUGGAGUCGGUGCUGUAUGGCCACCCGGCGGUGAACGAGGCGGCGGUGGUGGCGCGUCCGGACGACUACUGGGGGGAGACCACGUGCGCGUUUGUUAGCAUGAAGGAAGGGGUGGCGGCGCCGCCGACGGAGGCGGAGGUGAUUGCUUGGUGCCGCGAGAGGAUGCCUCACUACAUGGCGCCGAAGACGGUGGUGCUCAAGCCGGAACUUCCCAAGACAUCAACGGGGAAGGUUCAGAAGUAUCUUCUGAGGGAGAUGGCCAAGGCCAUGGGAUCCCCCGGGCCGAGUCGGAUGUAGGGAAUCGGUAUGAGGGACGAGUUGAGGUAGGUAGGAGGUUUGUAUUGUACUUUAUUUUUUUAUUUGGAUUAGGUGGACGCGUCUAUGGUGUGGGACCGCGAAAAUUUGAUGCUUGCAUCUUGAAGAAGAAAGUUUCCCGGAUGUUGUAAGCGAAAUUGAUGUCAACACACAAUAGUCCCAAGGUUUUUCACCAAAUAUAUUACCAAUAAAUCUAUGCUGAGUAAUUUGGUUUGUCUUACUAGUGGCUAUGAUUUAAUAAUAAAUCUCAGUUGUCGAGUUUCUUAA
This is a messenger RNA of Elaeis guineensis (African oil palm), 2037 nucleotides long. Its product is annotated as 2-methylpropanoate--CoA ligase CCL4. NCBI's taxonomy places the organism in Eukaryota, Viridiplantae, Streptophyta, Magnoliopsida, Arecales, Arecaceae. The record is from RefSeq and is a predicted model, not a curated record.